Molecule: messenger RNA, 1041 nt
Organism: Acanthosepion pharaonis
Lineage: Eukaryota; Metazoa; Mollusca; Cephalopoda; Sepiida; Sepiidae
Source: the annotation of a GenBank genome assembly
AUGGCGUCGCCCGGAUUGCAGCGGGUCCGGUCGAAAAUGCUGGCGCCGCGUCGGACAGUGCCAGCGUCGUCGAAUGCCUCAGGGGCGCCGUUGGUCGUUCAGCGAACGCCUGCGAUGACGAAGGUGCGGCGAUCGCCCGCACCCCCACAGCUCAGCGUUGAAGUCCUUAUACCCAUCAUCGGGAUAGAACAGCCGUGCGGCGAUGCCGCACGGCGCAGCUCGCUCCUGUUGAAGCGUAAGACCGUCUUCCAGCCCCUCGGUGACGGUCAGACGUGCCGCCGCAGGCGCGAGCCUGAUAAGCUCCCGCCACUGACGCCGCCAAGGACAGUUUCGCCUUCGACGCGCGCUUUGCCGCUCCCCCGUCCUCUGCCAGAUAAGUCCGUUGAAUGCCGAUUACCUUGUUCGAUAUGGAACCGACGCAGGCAACAAGGCAGGAUACUCCACCCUUUCCGGCCGUACCCGCAACCGGGCGAACCGGAGGCUGGUAGGAGCGGAAGGGUGAUCAUCCUCCGGUCGGGCUCCGGGAAUAGGAUUGACGGCGGGCAAAAUUGCUGCUGCCGACCAGUAUUUCAGCCGCCCGCGCAAAUCGACGUGAUAGGCCAUGCGAACGAAGUCGAGGACGUCACCGGUCGCCCCACAGCCGAAGCAGGGAAUUUGCGCCCACCAGAGUAUGGUGAAACGAAGGCGAGCGCGAUCAGAGUGAAACGGGCAGCAGCCCUUCCACUCUUUGCCUGCCUUCGACAGCUUGACCGUGUCCUUCGCGACCUGAGGGAUCGGGUCGCUGUCGCGGAACCAGUGUCGCGAGAGGAUGGGCGCGGGAAUUGCGCGGGCGGGUCCGUGCUAAGAUCGCCGCUGUUCCGCCAAGAUGACAUGCGACGCUCUCAGCCCUGGGCUGGGGGCGUUUUGCUUAUGGGGGCAUUAUCUAUGCCGCCCCCUGCCAGUGGCGCGAAGCGCGGCUGCGGGAAUAAGCACCCGCCGCCCGACGCGAACCCGCGUCAGAGCGCCAUCGUAAAUCCGAUUGUAGAUCGAACGCCCGCCUGA